AUGGCUGAUUCGACUCCUCCUAGCGUGGAGCAACUUGGAAUAAGACCACACCUAUACAAUUUAGACGAUAUCAGCAUGACUAGAAGCCUCAUCUCACGCCCUCCUCAAAACAAUCUUGGCGUGGUGAGUUGCACCUUUCAGGCUUUCCCCUUACGCCACUUCGGGUUUCAAUUCCGCAGUCUUUCCGAUUAUGGCACUAUCUUUCAUAAGAGCUCCAGGAAGCUGGUAAUUGUGAUCAAUCACCGAAACCCCGAACUGCUGCUGCCUGUCCUUAGACACGCGUGGGUAAACGAAUACCUAGAAUUGGGGGCUCGAUGCAUCAUGCGCUUCGGCCCAUUGAUCCGAUAUCAAAACGUUGAGGUGACGUUUGAGCGGGAAGAAUCAGAAACGAGCCACGGCACAAACCCAGAACGACAAUCACAACUGCAAGAAGAGGCACAAGCGCAAUCGACAGCGUUUUCGAACUCGAUCAACUCAUCGGCGAACCCAACCCCCCAAAGAGCAGGACCACUCAAUCCGAUAUCUGAAGACCAGGGAUCAUCUUCGCCGAAUGCCCAUCCGAUGGCUGAUUUCGACUACAUGAGUGAAUUGAAGGACCAGUUCGCACGACAUAAGGAAAGAUUCCCCGAAGCUUACCGAAUAGCUGCGAGGGAUUAUUCGGGCCCUAGAGCCUACCUUAUAUCUCUACCGGGUGGCUUUACCGCCUAUCAAAGUUACCCUGAAGAGCAGAACUCUCGAGUUCCUUUGCCAUACCACGACUCUUCAAAGUUGGACGAGCUACUAUGA
Messenger RNA from Daldinia caldariorum, 786 nucleotides. RefSeq lists its product as uncharacterized. NCBI's taxonomy places the organism in Eukaryota, Fungi, Ascomycota, Sordariomycetes, Xylariales, Hypoxylaceae. The transcript has a single exon. The record is from RefSeq and is a predicted model, not a curated record. Bases 1 to 786 code for a protein of 261 amino acids.